This is a messenger RNA of Helicoverpa armigera (cotton bollworm), 1263 nucleotides long. RefSeq names its product coiled-coil domain-containing protein 112. Bases 82 to 1263 code for a protein of 393 amino acids. The transcript has 7 exons. Lineage: Eukaryota; Metazoa; Arthropoda; Insecta; Lepidoptera; Noctuidae. The record is from RefSeq and is a predicted model, not a curated record.
AAAAUAUUUAACAAGCAAGUUUGAUCGAUAGCAAUUCCAACAGAGAUUAUUCUGCACAAUUGAGCUUCUAAAUAUUUUGAAAUGGAUCUAAUAUCUACAAAGUCUAGCAGCAGUGCUUCAAAUGUGCCACAGACCUUAAGUUUAUCGGCUAAAAUGAAAAGGUUGAAAGUUGAGGAACAUCUUCUUCUUCAAAAUAUAAAAAAAUGUUUAUCAGACGAGGCAACAAGUUACUCGUCAUUUUCAGAAUUCAAAGCUUUUGCAGGAAAAAAUAAAAAUACGCUUAGAGAAAUAAGAUUGUUAUUCCAAGAUAUCAAGACAAGCACAUCUUCCAAGGAAAUGUUGGAAACUAUCGACAUUGAAGAUGUUAAAAAGAAUACCAUUGAGUUAGAAAAUCGUAUCAAAGCAUUCAAGUUUCAUUUGCAGUCAGAAUUAGCACGUCUUAGCUCUGAAGAACAAGACCUGAAUACGACUAUAAACGAAGAGCCAAUUAUAAUUAGUAAAAUAAAGAGACAGCCAAGGCCAAGAAUACAAACGGCUAAGUACAAUGAAAUUGUGCCAAGUCCUGUAAAAACCAUUAGGACAUCCCCUUUUAAGUGUCCGGAAGUCCAAGAGUUCCAAGAUUUUAUGCAGAAUAGUGUAAAUCGAUACGGAGGCUGGGAUGAAUACCACCAUAAUAUAUUUGUGAAUCAUUGGAAAAAACAUUUUGAGAAUCAAAAUGAAGUCGUUUAUGAUGAAACUGAUGGGCAGAUGGAAAUUACUCCUAUAUUAAAUUCAUUUUUGCGGGAUCUUUUACCAAAACUAUUCGAUAUCCGUGAAGAUGAAAUCAUCUCGCACCUCAAAUGGUACUCAAAGUUUAUCUACCUUAAGCAACGGCAGCAGAAAGCUAUUGAUAAAUGGCGAUCUAAUAGAAAAGUUAUGAAAUCUGCUAAGGUAGAUCCGAGAAUAAAAGAUAUGUCUACACAAACCAAGACUAAUAGUCGAACGAAUGUGAUCAAUCACAAGAUUAACAGUAACACUAAUAGCAGCGAUGAUCUGGAUAUUGUGAGCGAUUUCGUUGAUCAGUCUAUCAAUUAUAGGAGAAAAUGUUGCAGUGGAGACUAUACAAAUGAAAUACAAAACUCCUCUGAGACUAGUGAAGAGGGUAAAAACCAAGCAUUAGAUAACUUAAAAAAAUCUACGAAACAAUGGGAUGUUAGAGUUAACAGUAAAGAUUUGAAAGUGGAAACAAAGAAUUUGAAUCUUGAAAACAUUAAGAAACUGUAA